UCUACGAGUUGGAGGAGAUCCUAUGGCAAUGCACUGUGGACGACUAGCAUACAACGUCUGCUUUCGGGAAUACAAACCUCCAAAAAUUGAAGAUAUUUCCAAAUCAGCCUCCCCUAUACCACCCAGUCUGAAAGCAGGCAACUCUCUGCCUACUACUCCCAGACGUGACACCCAUAAGCAAAACACUCCUAAUACAUCUCAUGUCUCACAUUCAGAUGCAAUUAGAUCUGAUCCACAUAACUCUAACACACCAACUCCAAGAACACGUCAUGAUGCUUCUGAAAACAAAGGACUAUUAGAACAUAAACAUUUAGGUGAUGAAGAGGAAAAGGAAGAUGAUGAAGAAGAAGUAGAUAGGGUAGAAAGUAUGUCCUCACCAGGGCUUGAUUCAUUGCAAGAUCAGGAUGAUCUUGAAUAUGAAGCCGAUAAAACAUCAUCACCACCUCGUUCAGUUUUUCCCCAUGUAUCUAGGGGUUUACCUCAUGAUGCUCCUCUACAUCUUCCAUCUCCUCCCAAAACACCAACAACCAUCAGGAAAGCUCACGUUACAGAGAAGGCUCCAGCUCAAGGAGACCCAGUGCAAGGCGCUAAUAGAGAGAACAAACUCUUACCCCUUCCUGGAACUGAAAUAAUUGUUGUCACCCUUCAUUCGGCUACCCAUAUCCCAUUAAAUACAGUUGGAUCUCUGCCUACCCCUUUUAUAUGCCUAAUGAGCAGCAUCAAUGAGAAAAAAGGAACUGGAGCACAAAGCAUCUCUCAUGCGGCACAAGCUCCAACUACCAGCCCAGUCUGGGGCGAAACACUGACCAUGACAGUGACAGAGGAGGAAGCAGAAGAAGAAGAGCUUAUCCUGACUGUGGCUGAUAAUCCCUCCCAGGACUUUCUACUGGAAUACAGACUGCCUAUACAUGUUCUGAAGCCCUUUCACCCAUAUCAUAUGUGCUUGGUGAAGGCACAUAACCAGGCUCCUAAUGGUUGUCACCUUUACGUCAGUAUUGAGCGUAGAACAAGCUCCAUUACACAGCAGAAUGGGUUUACUUACAGUGCAUUACAGGUUCUACUAGUUGGCGUUGAGAGAUCCCUUCAAGAUCCAUGCUUUCCUCUUCUGGCCCUAGCCCGGAUUGUCCCCAGCUACAGACAGACAGUUCAGCCUCCGGGUAUGCCUGGGGUGUCUCAGGUCAAAGUGACUUUCCCAGAAACUUCUCCAUCUUGUUUCCAGAUACCACAAAGAGCAACACAGGGACAAUCCCAGAUCUCUUUUAUUGGGCUCCCACCUUCACAGCCUAUAUGGAAUUAUUCCUAUCUCUUCCAAGGAAGAGAUGGGGUGACUCUAUUCAGCGAAGGAGCAGCACUAGUCAUAGAGUACCACCCCGUUACUGCAGAUUCAUGGCGUGUCCCCUGGCACCUGUCAAACCAUUGUGGGUUCUCAGUUGUCCCUUUGGAUAUGGAUGUCUAUCACCAGCUGAUACAGAGUACUAGUAAUAAGGCCCUCACCUUAACUCGUAUUCCUAUUCAGGGUACAGAACUGAAGACUAGUUCUGGUGAGGCUCCAAGUGUAUCACUGCAGCUGCUGCUAUUGAAAACGGAGCGCCCAGAUUGUGUUUUGAACCCGUCAGAGAUACAAGCUUCCACUCAUUGGCAGAUACAAACAAAUUGGGCUUCAAGCCUCAGUAGAAAGGAAGUGGGAACUCCCAAAAAAGAUACGCUCCAGAAUGAUGUACCUUCUUUGCCCUCCUACAAUGCUCUGGCUGAUAUCCUCCCAGACCCAUGGGUCCAAGACACAGCAAGAAAACGGCGGUCUUCUGACCCAGCGGAUCCUUCAAAACAGUCGGGCACCAACCUCGCUCCCCAAUACCUGAGCAAUACCAUGGAAGUGUCUGAGGACCCUGUGAAGCAACAUCAGGAACAAGAGCUGGCAAACUAUCGUCUCGCCAUGCAGCGUAUGGCAGAUGAUAUCAUUGCUCUACGUCACCAGAUGAGCGGACUAGAAGCAGAGAACAGUGCUCUCCGUAGUGAACGUAGUCUGAAUCAGGAUGCAGGCCGCAGCCUCCUAAGUGACACAGACAUCGAUGUCAUGACAAAAGCUGAGCUUGCAGACAGACUUGUGACUCUCAAGCAAAAAUUAGCAAGUGAAACAUCAGAGCUCCGUAGUAUGAGAGACCGGGUCCAGCAGUUGCAGAAUGAAUUAGUAAGGAGAAAUGACCGUGAGAAGGAGCUGCUUCUACUGCAGAGAGCACACCAACAGCAGCAAACUGUGCUCGGCCAGUACCACCAGAGACUAACCCGGGCAAAAGCCAUACAAGACACAGUGCGAAAGCAGGAGAAGGUAAUUGAGAAGAUGGAGAAACUGCUGGAUAGUAAACUGAAAGAUGAGAAGAGAAGUCGUGUGGAGAGAGGAGACAGAGGGACAAGAUCAGACACACUUCAGGGAGAAGUAUAUGCUACAUUGUUGUCAGAGAACUCACGGCUAAGAGAAGAACUGGAGAGAGCUCGAAUGACUACAACAAUAUUACCACAGCCUGUUCCUGUCCAUGAAACAUUUACUGAUAGAGAGAAGUUUUCUCUACUUAGUAAACUGGAAAAAUCCCAAGCUAGAGUACAGAGCCUGGAGAGAGAGCUGGAGGAGGCAGCUCGACGAUAUGGCCGAGAGAAACAGCAGCUCUUAACUCAACUUUCAGAGCAGCAGAUGGGAUUCAGCCGUACACACACAACAAUUCUACAUCAUUUUCCUAUGAAGGAACCAGAACAUUCUUCAAGGAGGCUCGCCAAGCUAGAUCCAUUGAUAUGACUACUUCAUAUGAGACCUUGUAGCACUGUUGAACUUAUUUUCUAAUUGGAUUACUAUGUAAUCUUGUCUUGUGUACCAAAAGAAAUUCUUACACGUGGUUCAUUGUCUUCCAGAACAUAGAGGGCGCUAUCAAGAGUUGUAAAUGACUUUGUAAAUAAUCAUUAUUUUUAGAAAGAAGAAAGAAGGAGUAAACUGAACAGCUGUAAAUAGAAUAUAUGAACCACACAGUUAUUACUAAAUGAUUCUAAUUAGUGUUUAUAUAUGUAACAUGGUACCGUUCACAUGUUCAGGUUUUUUAUGGCAACUAUUAAAUACAAAGCCAAAAACAAAUCAUAAAUGGAGGAUCGUCUAUAUAGGAAAGACUAAGACUUGACAUAUUUUCAGAUCCACUCCUGGCUUUGUAUUCAAUAUUUGCAAUAAAAGGGGUAAUCCGGUGGAAAACAAAUGUUUUCACAUCAACUGGUGCCAGAAAGUUAAGGAGUCAUUGCAAGACCAGUGCAAUCUGUUAGCAGGCUUUGUAUACUUUAGUGAUAGAUAACAAUGGUACACAUUUUUAAUCAUGCCUUAUUUAUAAUAGAUAGAAUCCGCUUAUUUAAACUUUUUGUUUUUUGCAAUAGUUAUAUAGUCACAUACACAAAAUCUCCACAGCUACAGACCAACUUUACAUAUUGGGAGGGCAAUAAUUAUGCUAUGAUCACAUAGGUCCAUCUGUUGGCAAAUAACACCUUCUAUGAAUUAACACCAUUGGCUCAAUGAGUUUCGGGUAUGUUUUUUUACAAUUACAUUCAGAAUAGUCUUAAAAAAUCACAUCCUAAAUUUGUGAAUCAAAUAUAUAUAUAUUUGGAAUGUUGCUGGUGUAUAAAAAUGUACAUUUGUAAUAAAAUAUUCAACUGAAAUUGAAAAAGAAUAUUUAUGUAUGACUCCAUUAUUAGUACUUUUAUAUCAUUUAAAAAAAAAAGUUAUUAGUUCAGCAUGUAAGAGAACAGAAAUUUCAAUAAUUCUGACAAUUGUGCAUGGAGAAGUACCAUUUUUUAACUGGGGGUUUAGCUUUGUUGGUAGUUGGGGGGGGGGGGGGGGUGAGGCUGCGGAACAUUUGAUAUUUUAGCCACAUCAGCUGCUUUCUUAAUGGACCAAUGAUAUGAUGCACAUUCGAUUUCUUUCUGUCAGUUUUGUUCAAAAAACACACAACAAAACAUUGUUGCGCAAUGCUCCCUGCCACAAAAGUGUGUAGUACCUGCGAAAGGACUUCAACAGAUAAGGUCACAUGACCACAUUCAUGUAGGCCCUGUUUAACAUAGAGGUAACAUUACCACUAGAGAUGAGCGAACUUACAGUAAAUUUGAUUCGUCACGAACUUCUCUGCUCGGCAGUUGA
Hyla sarda is the source of this 4162-nucleotide messenger RNA. RefSeq names its product coiled-coil domain containing 33 (gene CCDC33). Gene Ontology annotation, cellular component: peroxisome. The transcript has 22 exons. Bases 23 to 2788 code for a protein of 921 amino acids. Lineage: Eukaryota; Metazoa; Chordata; Amphibia; Anura; Hylidae. The record is from RefSeq and is a predicted model, not a curated record.